Messenger RNA from Sphaeroforma arctica JP610, 687 nucleotides. RefSeq lists its product as hypothetical. NCBI's taxonomy places the organism in Eukaryota, Ichthyosporea, Ichthyophonida. The annotation marks the transcript as partial. The record is from RefSeq and is a predicted model, not a curated record. The transcript has 4 exons.
AUGUUGCUACAAUUUCACAUAGAUUCGGGAUUGAAUGCCAAUAUAGGGUGCAAUCAAGGGUCGGGGGAUGUGUAUGUGCAUAUUAAGUUGCCUAAUGCGGAAGCCAACCAAGCCUUCUCGUUACAAGAUACGAAGACCGUGAUUGUUUGGACGAUGCUGGGUCUUCUACCGGAGGCCGCUGAUAUUGAAAAAAGUCAUUCUGAGCAAGAGCCCACCCAACCCUUGCUAGCCAACUCUGCGCUGAGGAGUUUCGCUAAGGCUACCGCUGUGGGUAUCGUUCGCGUACGCACAAACCUCACUGAGGGCACAUUGCGCAUGGUCAUAGAGCCAUUUGUACGCCAGGUCACCAAGAUCAAGGACGGCCGGCUGUAUUCCGAUACCAACACGCCCUUGUACUCAUAUGGUCCCAUGUAUCCUCGGCUGUGUGGCUAUGAUCCACUCACACACACAUACACCACACACCAACUCACACACACACGCUCGCUGCUGCUGCAAGAGAUCGUGACUGCGUUUUGGGCGAAGCUGUAUACAGUGCGGUACUUUCCAGACCCGCAGCUGAAAGAGGAGGUGAGUGCUUUCUUGACAGACUAUGUUGACGCUGGUAUAAAAGACACUUCGGCUGAGUUUGCACCGCAGAAGAGAUCGUUGGCUCUGUAUCUCUAUGGCACGGCUGGUGUGGGGAAGUCG